CCGCCCCGCCCCCGCCCCCGCUGGGUCCUAGCGCCGGCCCCUCUCCGGCAGUGUCCCGGGCUCCGUCGGCGAGAGGAGCCGCAGCCGACGCCGCGGAGCCAGCCCGAGCCCGACCAGAGAAGCCCCGCCCACCAAGGUCAUGGAGGUGGAGGCUGCAGAGCCCCGGUCUCCCACUCCUGGCUACAAGCGCUCAGGCCGGCGCUACAAGUGCCUGUCCUGCACCAAGACAUUUCCAAACGCUCCCAGGGCAGCGCGCCAUGCUGCCACACAUGGGCCUUCGGACUGCACGGAGGAGGCUACCGAAGGGAAGCCAAAGCCAGAGACAGAACCCAAGGCGGAGGAAGCCAGUGGGGACAAGGUGUCAGGGUCAGCGGCUAAGCCUCGGCCCUAUGCGUGCCCACUGUGCCCCAAGGCUUAUAAGACAGCCCCCGAGCUGCGCAGCCACGGGCGCAGCCACACCGGCGAGAAGCCCUUCCCGUGCCCCGAGUGUGGCCGUCGCUUCAUGCAGCCCGUGUGCCUGCGUGUGCACCUGGCCUCGCACGCGGGGGAGCUGCCCUUCCGCUGCGCGCACUGCCCCAAGGCCUAUGGUGCGCUCUCCAAGCUCAAGAUCCACCAGCGCGGCCACACAGGCGAGCGACCCUACGCCUGCGCUGACUGCGGCAAGAGCUUCGCUGACCCCUCAGUGUUCCGCAAGCACCGGCGCACACACGCCGGCCUGAGGCCCUAUGGCUGCGAGCGCUGCGGCAAAGCCUACGCCGAGCUCAAGGACCUGCGCAACCAUGAGCGGUCCCACACCGGCGAGCGCCCCUUCCUCUGCUCUGAGUGCGGGAAGAGCUUCUCCCGCUCGUCCUCACUCACCUGCCACCAGCGUAUCCACGCGGCACAGAAGCCCUAUCGCUGCCCGGCCUGCGGCAAGGGCUUCACGCAGCUCAGCUCCUACCAGAGCCACGAGCGCACUCACUCCGGGGAGAAGCCCUUCCUGUGCCCGCGCUGCGGCCGCAUGUUCUCCGACCCCUCGAGCUUCCGGCGCCACCAGCGUGCGCAUGAGGGCGUGAAGCCGUACCGCUGCGAAAAGUGCGGCAAGGACUUCCGGCAGCCCGCUGACCUGGCCAUGCACCGGCGCGUGCACACGGGCGACCGGCCCUUCAAGUGCCUGCAGUGCGACAAGACGUUCGUGGCGUCCUGGGACCUCAAGCGGCACGCGCUGGUGCACUCGGGCCAGCGGCCCUUCCGCUGCGAGGAGUGCGGGCGAGCCUUCGCCGAGCGCGCCAGCCUCACCAAGCACAGCCGCGUGCACUCCGGGGAGCGCCCGUUCCACUGCAACGCCUGCGGCAAGUCAUUCGUGGUGUCAUCGAGCCUGCGGAAGCACGAGCGGACCCAUCGAAGCAGCGAGGCGUCGGGGGCUCCCCCGCAGCAGGAGCUGGUCGUGGGGCUGGCACUGCCCGUCGGUGUGGCGGGCGAGGGCUCGGCUGCCCCGGCAGCAGGUACAGGGCUAGGAGACCCUCCGGCAGGGCUGCUGGGGCUGCCGCCGGAAUCCGGCGGUGUGAUGGCCACCCAGUGGCAAGUGGUAGGUAUGACAGUGGAGCACGUGGAGUGCCAGGAUGCUGCGGUCGGGGAGGCUCCCGGUCCCUUGGGAGGGGCAGGCGAGGUGGGGGGUGAGGAGGCCGAUGAGAAGCCGCCGCAGUUUGCGUGCCGCGAGUGCAAGGAGAGCUUCGCCACAAUGACCUUGCUGCGGCGGCACGAGCGCUCCCACCCGGAGCUGCGGCCCUUUCCCUGCAGCCAGUGCGGCAAGAGCUUCUCAGACCGCGCUGGGCUGCGCAAACACAGCCGCACCCACAGCUCCGUGCGCCCUUACACCUGCCCCCACUGCCCCAAGGCCUUCCUGAGCGCCAGCGACCUACGCAAGCAUGAACGCACCCACCCUGUGCCCCUGGGGACCCCCACGCCCCUGGAGCCCCUGGUGGCUUUGCUAGGAAUGCCUGAGGAGGGGCCAGCCUGAAGCCCACAGCCCCCUCCACCGCACCCCCAGGAGCCCGGCCCCCACAGGGUGCCUGCUCAAUCUCCUUGUUCCCCGGCUCGUUAGACUCCACGCCCCCAGGCAUCUGGCCCAGCUGUCUCCCAACAGAGCCACAGUACCGGCCAGGCAGCCGCCGAGACAGGGCCCUCACCGAGUAUUGCGCAUUAAAGCUUGCACUGGACACUGGGCGGUCUGCCGCGUUUGGUUGGGAAGGAGCAGGUGGAAGUUGCGAGACCCCGCCUCCCGCCCCCAGACAGAUGCAUCCUUUCCCAGAGUGUGUCCCGGGAUGACAAAGGGUUCCAUGGCCUCUACGUGCAGGAAAUUCUCUAUGCCCUUCUUGGGGAUUCUGCAACAAACAGAUCUGCUGAGCUGUGUUUAGCCCAGGCUUACUUGACCAUGGAAAUCUUUCUACUUAGUAAUUCUACUUCUGACCCUUUUCCCUGUCAUGCACACUGCAGCAAAAAAAUCAGGAAGCAUACUCAAAGGGAAAAAGGUUCCCACUCACAACCAAGAAACUACACAGGAGAUACACCUCACGAGAAAUGUGCAAAUUGUUAAUGAAAGAAAAUGAAAUGACAGAGAGACCUUACCUGAAGGGUAAGACCUGAACGAGAAGACUCGGUAUGAAAAGAUGUUGAUUCUCUGAACCGGACUCAAAGAUUCCGAGUUCGUAUGCAAUAUAUAUUUUUAAAGACAGAUGCGAUGUUUCAAGGUGAUGCAUUUAUCAUCCUAGGUAGUCAAAUGCUAAAAGCCUUGGCGUGAAGAUAGGAUAUUAUUGGCUAAAGAAUAAGUCAAUAGAAUGUUAGAGGCAUCCAGAACAACUCUGAAUAUUCCUGUGAAUUUACGAUGCAUAUGAUUGUCUGCAUCCAUGGGAAAAGAAGACGCUUACAUAGUUCCCCCCGUGUAUCCAUUCUCUGGAGAGCUACACAGCUGUUACACAGUCAAUUCUCAAAGACCCACCAAAAAUGGAAAAGCAAAACAGGAGGCUGUCUGCUCAGUGUAAACUGGUACAGCCUCUUGGAAAAAUUAUUCGAUGAUGCUUAGCAAAAAAAAAAAAAGUUAAAUGUACAAACCCUUUGACCCAGCAAGUAGGCCUUGGGAUUUACACCACAGAUUUCCCUUCCCCUCUUUGGAAAAGUUGAAGGCAGCAGAAUGUCCAGUGUGGCAAACUCUGGUAAGAAAGCACUGGGAACACUCAAUGUCACUGGGAGAGGACUGAUUUAAAAAAGACCGGCCACUGUGAAAUGUACUCUCAGCCCUUUCUUCCUUCCCUCCUUUCCUUUUUAGUAAGGCCUGUCUAUGUUGAAAUUAUCCACAAAAUAAAUCAGAUGAUACAAAUGAGAGGCACAAGCUGUGUGGUUAGUAUGCCGCCCUUUGGACCAAAUCACUUAAGUGCUCAAGUUCCUAUAGAAUAUUUCUCGAAGAAUAUUCAAGAAUUGAUUCCAGGUUAUAAUUUCCAACCGCUAGGGCCUUCCCCCAACCCAAAACAAAGCCAAAGGUCAGAGUGGACCAGAACCUCAUUUCUGUUCCCAUCAAGACUGGGCCAUGGCACGAAAUGAGCAGCAUGUAACUCAUCUCCAGCCCCACCGGCUAUUCCUGGGGACUCUGAACCCACAGCCCAGUCAGUGGUCAGCACCAGAAGCCGAUGCCCCCCUUGAUGGCAGGGGUCUCUGCACUGUCGUGCCCAGGCCCUCAGAUACUAGCCUUGAAAGAGGCCAUGGCUGCUGAUCCCAGCAGAACAAGGCCCAUGGGCAAUGGCAGGGCUGGAGUAUCAUGGCUGGAGGAAGAGUAUCCCUGCUCCUCCUCAUACCCAGAGCAGGAUGAGCACUGACCCCCGGCUCCUACCUGUCCAGGUUGGAACCAAAGUGUGAUGGCAGAAAGAAAUGGAGCAGACUGGAAGGAGGCGGGCUCUGAACAGGUUGGUUUAGCUUAGGGGUAAGGAGGCACCUUGGAAAAGUUGGGCCCGGGAUACCAUAUACACUAACCAAUGAUACCCUUGAGUAUCGACUGAAAUCCCAUGGUCUCCUUGGGCAUUCCAGGCAGCCACACCUGAGGCUCCCACACAGCUUUACAGGAUACAUCUUACGUACUGUACAGUUGGGUUAUGCAACCGUCACCAUCUAGUUCUGGAACAUGUUCAUCCCCUUGAAACUCCAUGCCUGUGAGCUCACUCCCUAUCCGCCCCACCCCCCACCCCCUGUCCUAACCACUCAGCUCUGGUCACUCAUUGAUCUACUUUCUGGACUUUUCUGUUCUGGACAUUUCAAGUAAAUGGAAUCAAACAAUAUGUGGGUUUUUGUGACUCAGUUUUACUUACCAUUAUGUUUCAAGUUUCCUCCAUUGGGUAGCUUGUAUUAUUACUUUUAUUAUCAAAUAAUACUGUUUUGUUUGCCCACUCAUCAGCUGGUGGACCCCUGAAAUGUUUGCAUAUUUGGCUAUUUUGUGUCAUGCUACUAGGAACAUUCAGAUAGAAACCUUUGUCUGGACCUGUUUCCAGUCCUCUGGUGUGUACUAUACUAAGCAGAAUUGCAGGCUCGUAUGAUAACUCUGUGUCAAUCCACUUGGGGAUGUUUUCCAAACCAGCUGCACCAUUCCGCAUUCCAACAGGGCGUGAGGGUUCCAGUUUCUCCACAUCCUCACCAAUACUUACUGUCAUCUGUAAGAUUCGUCGGUCGGUAUGGUGACCAUCCUGGUAGGCGUGAGUUUUGUAGCUAGGGCUUACAUUUUCCUUGAUGGCAAAUGAUGUUGAGUGUCUUUUCAUGUGCUUCCUGGCCAUCUACAUAUUAUCUUUGGAAAAAUGCCUGUGCAUUUUUUGCCCAUUUUUAAAUUUGGUUCUCCUUUUGCUGUUGAGUGGUUAAGAGUUCAGGCGCCUUAUGAUUUGCCAAAAUCCUCGUCACUUGUGAAUUGCCUUUUUACUUUAUGGAUGGUGCUGUUUGAAACAUGAUGUCCAGUUCCUUUUUUAAAUUUUUUUUUCUUAUUUGGUUUCAUGUGCUUGGGGUGCCAUAUCUAAGAAACCAUUUCCUAAUUUAAGGGCAUGAAGAUUUAUGCUUAUGUUUUCAUCUAAGAGUUCAUAGCUGAAAGUUUUAUGAGCGCUUAGAAAGUUUAUAACUUAGUUAUAAACUUUUUUUUUUUUUUUUUUGACAGGCAGAGUGGACAGUGAGAGAGAGAGACAGAGAGAAAGGUCUUCCUUUUGCCGUUGGUUCACCCUCCAAUGAGGGUGGCCGGUGUGCUGCGGCUGGCACAUCGCGCUGAUCCGAAGGCAGGAGCCAGGUGCUUCUCCUGGUCUCCCAUGGGGUGCAGGGCCCAAGCACUUGGGCCAUCCUCCACUGCACUCCCAGGCCACAGCAGAGAGCUGGCCUGGAAGAGGGGCAACCGGGACAGAAUCCGGCGCCCCGACCGGGACUAGAACCUGGUGUGCCGGCGCCGCAAGGCGGAGAAUUAGCCUAUUGAGCCACGGCGCCAGCCAGUUAUAAACUCUUGAGAGUUUUUAUAAACUAUGAAUGGCAUAAAGCUAAAAACUCUCACAUUUAGGUCUUUGAUCCAUUUUGAGUUAAUUUUUGUAUAUGAUUUGAGGCAGGGGGGUCUGACUUGAUUCUUUUGCAUGUGGAUAUCCAAUUGUCCCAGUUACAUUUGUUGAAAAGACUAUUCUUUCUACACUAAAUUGUCUUGACACCCUUGUUGAAAAUAAACUGACUGUAAAUACGA
Molecule: messenger RNA, 5722 nt
Organism: Oryctolagus cuniculus (rabbit)
Lineage: Eukaryota; Metazoa; Chordata; Mammalia; Lagomorpha; Leporidae
Gene: ZNF668
Product: zinc finger protein 668
Biological process (GO): regulation of transcription by RNA polymerase II
Molecular function (GO): RNA polymerase II cis-regulatory region sequence-specific DNA binding; DNA-binding transcription factor activity, RNA polymerase II-specific
Source: RefSeq, a predicted model, not a curated record